Messenger RNA from Spirometra erinaceieuropaei, 1620 nucleotides. The record is from the annotation of a GenBank genome assembly. NCBI's taxonomy places the organism in Eukaryota, Metazoa, Platyhelminthes, Cestoda, Diphyllobothriidea, Diphyllobothriidae.
AUGGCGAGACCCCAAGAUACGGCUUUGGCCCGAUUCUAUGGCCUCCCUAAGGUGCACAAAGACGGCGCUCCUCUCCGACCCAUCGUGUCGCUCAAAGGGACUCCAACGUACGGACUGGCGAAGUGGCUGUUCCGGCGUCUCAGGUUCCUGACCGCUGAGUCAGACACCACGGUCUCUUCGACAGCACAAUUCCUGGAGAAACUCAAAGGGGUAAGCAUCCAUCCAAAUGAGGUCAUGGUAUCUUUUUAUGUUACAUCCCUUUUUACUUCUAUUCCCCAGGACCUGGCGAUCGAGACAAUUGAACUGCUAUUACAAAGCAAAUACGAUGAAACGGAGAACCGUCUUGGACACGUCCAAAUCCUUCAGCUCCUGAAGCUCUGUCUCAGGACGUACUUCACGUUCGACGGGACAAUCUACGAACAGGUGAAGGGCACACCAAUGGGUUCGCCGAUUUCGGGAUUUAUCGCCGAGGCGGUCCUGCAACGGUUAGAGUCACUGGUCUUCCAACACCACAGACCGAAAUUCUGUGCCCGGUAUGUAGAUGAUACCUUCGUCGUCAUCGAACGGGAUCAGGUGUUGACAUUCCAAGAACAUCUCAACGCCGUCUUCCCGGACAUUCAAUUUACGAUGGAGGAGGAAGAGAACAACCAGUUGGCCUUCCUGGAUGUCCUCGUAUGCCGCAAGGAUUGUGGUGGACUAAAGACCAAAGUGUUAAGGAAAGCGACAAAUACGAUGCAAGUACUGAACUUCAACAGUAACCACCCAAUCAGCCACAAACGCAGUUGUGUAAGGACGCUCUAUCGGCGUGUCGAAACGCACUGCAGUGAGCCGGAAGACAAAACUGCUGAACUACAAUACCUCCGACGGGUCUUCAAAGCCAAUGGCUACCCGCGCAACUUCGUCGACCGGUGCAUACGCAAAAGGGACGAAAGGCCUAACCGCACGGACACCAAGUCUUGGCGGGCACUUCCGUAUGUCAAGAACGUUUCGGAAGCUGUCGGCCGCCUUCUCGCACCACUUGGGGUUGGAGUGGCACACAGACCGGAGGCAACCAUCAGGCGUCUGAUCAUGAAACCGAAAGACCCACUGCCAUGGCUAGAAACGUCUGGAGUCGUUUAUCGGAUCUGGUGCAGUUGCGGACAAAGCAACUACGUCGGAGAAACCGGAAGACAGCUCCGAACGAGAAUGGCCGAACACGCGGCAGCGGUGCGCAGAAAUGACGCCAGCUCUCAAGUUGCGGCUCAUUCUACGAGAUCCGGCCACACAUUUAAAUUCGAUGAGGCCGAAAUUCUCGCAAGAGGUGAUAACCGAGUGAGCCGAGAGCUACUGGAAUCAUGGUUUACUGGCCCCCAGUCUAUCAACAAGUGCAACGAUCUUCCCAUUCAAUACAGCGUGCUGAGACUUCGUCUAGGCGGAGUAAUUGGCCACGCGGGGAGCGCACUGGUGAACACUCUUCCCAACACCCGGGCCAACGCAUCAGAUGGUCGAGCAAUCAUCACGCCAACAUCCAACGCACGUGAUGAAAUUGCGGCAAUUAUCGACUCGAAUGUCGGCCAUCAAGCAAUGAUCACCCCAAGUGUGACAAUCCCGGAUGAAGGGGGAAGCCGUGAACGUUCAUAG